Pararge aegeria (speckled wood butterfly) is the source of this 960-nucleotide messenger RNA. RefSeq names its product LIM/homeobox protein Awh (gene Awh). Gene Ontology annotation, molecular function: DNA-binding transcription factor activity, RNA polymerase II-specific; RNA polymerase II transcription regulatory region sequence-specific DNA binding. The coding region runs from base 1 to 960 and encodes 319 amino acids. Gene Ontology annotation, biological process: regulation of transcription by RNA polymerase II; neuron differentiation. The record is from RefSeq and is a predicted model, not a curated record. NCBI's taxonomy places the organism in Eukaryota, Metazoa, Arthropoda, Insecta, Lepidoptera, Nymphalidae. Gene Ontology annotation, cellular component: nucleus. The transcript is spliced from 6 exons.
AUGGCGCCCCGGUGGCCAUUGUCAUUCACUUCAGCUGAUGCGGUUUUUAUGACAGUUUUUGUGGCGCACCCGGUCGGAAAUGUACACGGCUACUCGGGUAUAAUAAUGAUGUUCCGCCGCUUUAACGCGUCACUUAGAAGGACGGAGCACCGCACGUGCUGCGCGUGCGGCGAGCCCAUCGCGGACCGCUUCCUGCUGGAGGUGGGCGGCGGCGCGUGGCACACGGGCUGCCUACGUUGCUGCGUGUGCGCCGUGCAGCUCGACCGGCACCCCUCCUGCUUCCUGCGCGACCGCCAGGUCUACUGCAAACAGGACUACGCCAAGAGUUUCGGCGCCAAGUGCUCUAAAUGCUGCCGAGGCAUCUCCUCAUCAGACUGGGUACGCAAGGCUCGGGAGCAGGUCUACCACCUCGCCUGCUUCGCCUGCGAUGCCUGCGGUCGGCAGCUGUCUACUGGAGAACAGUUUGCACUGCAUGAAGACAGGGUCCUAUGCAAGCCGCAUUACUUGGAAACCUUGGAUGGAGGAUCAAUUUCUUCAGAUGACGGCUGCGACUCCGAAGGUUACCACAAGAGCAAGGCGAAACGCGUUCGUACCACAUUCACCGAGGAACAACUACAGGUCCUCCAGGCUAACUUCCAGCUGGACUCCAACCCGGACGGGCAGGACCUGGAGAGGAUCGCACAGGUUACCGGGCUGAGCAAGAGAGUCACACAAGUCUGGUUCCAGAACAGUCGAGCGCGCCAGAAGAAGCAUCAGCACACUGGAAAAGGGAAACAAAGCCAAGCAAUGUCCCGCGACGCUGACUCGGUGGGGUUUGGCCGGCCUAUCAAUCUCCACCUUACGUAUUCCUUCCAGAACAAACCGCCUUUCGUCCCGAUAGAUGGCACUUCUUUCACGGACUCUUCAAUGGAUGAGCUGUCAGAAGACUCCUCGAUCCACUGCAUGCAGAGUGAGGUUUGA